CAGUUGGGGGCUUGCAUACCACAGAUAGAGAGGACUUCUGUAGAGGAACAGUGGAGAUAGUGGACGGUGUGCAGCUUAGUAAAGUUUUGUGGGAUUACCGAGGACAUUUAAUUCUUGUGUGCAUUCAGAUACCUAAUAAACAACCAGGAUAUUUAAUAAAGAACAGUGUUAAACUGCUGAAAGAGGUGAAGCACAAGCCAUCCAGAAGAAUCUCCUGAAAACGCAGAAAUUGUUUGCUACAUUUCACAGACAGAUGGAGCCAAGUCCCAACAUGGAGGAACAUCAGCACUCUGUCAAGAGUUUUACUAAACAGAGUGAUCUCAAAAAACACCAGCGCAUUCACACAGGAGAGAAACCACAUCACUGCUCAGACUGUGGGAAGAAUUUUACUAAACAGAGUAGUCUCAAAAUACACCAGCGCAUUCACACAGGAGAGAAACCACAUCACUGCUCAGACUGUGGGAAGAAUUUUACUAAACAGAGUAGUCUCAAAAUACACCAACGCAUUCACACAGGAGAGAAACCGUAUCACUGCUCAGACUGUGGGAAGAGUUUUAAUCAACAGAGUGAUCUCAAAAAUCACCGGCGCAUUCACACAGGAGAGAAACCGUAUUACUGCUCAGACUGUGGAAAGAGUUUUACUAAACAUAGUAAUCUCAAACUGCAUCAGCGCAUUCACACAGGAGAGAAACCGUAUUACUGUUUCGACUGUGGGAAGAGUUUUACUCAACAGAGUAAUCUCAAAAUACACCAGCGAAUUCACACAGGAGAGAAACCGUAUUACUGCUCAGACUGUGGGAAGAGUUUUAAUCUACAGAGUACUCUCAAACUGCACCAGCGCAUUCACACAGGAGAGAAACCAUAUCACUGCUCAGACUGUGGGAAGAGUUUUAAUCUACAGAGUACUCUCAAACUGCACCAGCGCAUUCACACAGGAGAGAAACCGUAUUACUGCUCAGACUGUGGGAAGAGUUUUAAUCUACAGAGUACUCUCAAAAUACACCAGCGCAUUCACACAGGAGAGAAACCGUAUUACUGUUUCGACUGUGGGAAGAGUUUUACUCAACAGAGUCAUCUCAAAAUACACCAGCGAAUUCACACAGGAGAGAAACCGUAUCACUGCUCAGACUGUGGAAAGAGUUUUACUAAACAGAGUAAUCUCAAAAAACACCAGCGCAUUCACACAGGAGAAAAACCGUAUCACUGCUCCGAUUGUGGGAAGAGUUUUACUUUACAGAGUGAACUUAUAUUACAUCAGUGCAUUCACAAAAGAUAGAAAAGUAUCCCAAAUCUGUUCCUCUGCCAUAAAAAAUGCAAACCUUAAAUCUUUCAGACAGCCAAAAACACCUCAUCAUGCACAAAAUCUUCACUCUGUUACAAGAACUUCAUUUAAAAAUGGCUUUUU
Astyanax mexicanus (Mexican tetra) is the source of this 1405-nucleotide messenger RNA. RefSeq names its product zinc finger protein 239-like. Lineage: Eukaryota; Metazoa; Chordata; Actinopteri; Characiformes; Acestrorhamphidae. Gene Ontology annotation, molecular function: DNA-binding transcription factor activity, RNA polymerase II-specific; RNA polymerase II cis-regulatory region sequence-specific DNA binding. Bases 254 to 1276 code for a protein of 340 amino acids. The record is from RefSeq and is a predicted model, not a curated record. The transcript has 2 exons. Gene Ontology annotation, biological process: regulation of transcription by RNA polymerase II. Gene Ontology annotation, cellular component: nucleus.